AUGACGCCCACAAUUUUAGCAGAAACGGAAAGAUACGUGAAACUUCGCUGGCAAGAUUUACGUGUGGGUGACAUUAUACAUUUAUCAAAUAAUGAAACAGUCCCCGCAGAUAUUUUACUGUUAAAGUCUUCGGAUUUACAAGGAAUUUGUUACAUCGAAACUUGCGAUCUUGAUGGUGAAACAAGCUUAAAACGUCGUCAAGUCAUUAGAGGAUUUUCUGAGAAACAAUCAACAUUCGCACCAAGUAAAUUCAUCAGCAAGUUGGAAAUUGACUCGCCAACAACGAAAAUUUAUCGUUUCCAUGGUGCAGUGAUUCAUCCGUCAGGGGAACGCGUUCCAGUUUCCACCGACAGUUUAUUGUUGAGAGAAAGUCGUAUCAAGAAUACAUCAUACGUUGAAGGUAUUGUCGUUUACGCAGGACAUGAAACAAAGGCUAUGCUUAACAACAGUGGCCCACGCUACAAACGUUCACAACUAGAACAGAAGAUGAAUAUCGACGUCGUUUGGUGUGUAAUUAUUCUUAUAUUGCUCUGCUCUGUUGGUGCUUUCGGCUGUCAAAUGUGGAUGAGAAACUACGUCAACAAAAAUGUUCCUUUCAUUCUUGAUGAUUUUGAUCCAUGGGAAGGUUUCUGGAUGUUUUUCAGACUAGUCAUUAUUCUUCAAAUUUUAAUUCCACUCGCACUUUAUGUCACUAUCGAAUGUUGUAAACUUAUUCAAGUUUUCAACAUUCAUAACAGCAUGGACCUUUACGAUCCACAUUCUGAUAAACGAACUGAAUGUCGUGCAAUGAACAUAACUGAAGAGCUUGGACAAAUUCAAUAUGUGUUCAGUGAUAAAACAGGAACUUUAACAGAGAAUCGAAUGAUUUUCAGACGAUGUACAAUUGCUGGUGUUGAUUACAAUCAUCCACCAAGUGAAGAGGAAAAGAUAAGCUUGCCACAUGCGCCAAUACCACCAGUUGUGCCGAAUACAAAUCUUCAAAUAGAUCUUUCACAAUAUGAUGGUAAUGGACGAUUGUCACAGCAUGCACAACGUUGUCGAGAAUUCUUUAGUGUUCUCGCUUUGUGCAAUACUGUUGUUGUGUCUGAUUCACCACAUCGUGAUAAUAUGAAUGCAAGUGGAGUAAUUGAAGUACAAGAAGAGUCGAGUGUUAAUACACAAAUUCAGCCGUCCGAUCCAUUAAUAAAUGGAAGUGACAGUUACUUGAGAUUAUCAGAAUCUCGUUCUGUUACACCAUCACCACCACCACCACAUAGUUUACCUCUUAAACCUCAGCAUGUUCCUUCACUCUCACCUAUCAGCAGUUCAGCUGAAUCAUCACCAGAAUCUGAUUCACCUCCAAUGAGAAUUAAAGCUGUGACACCAACGGAACGUGUCAAAUCAAUCGUCUCGAAGCUACCAAUGGUGCCACAAAUUCUUGCAACAGGACGUUCAGUUAAGAAAUUUCAUAUCAACACGAAACAAAAGUUCCUACAAGUCGCAAAGAAAACGCGAAAUAAAACUCACAAGCCAAUUUAUGAAGCGGAGUCACCAGAUGAAUUGGCUUUAGUUAACUCAGCUUAUGCUUAUGGUUUCAUUUUAGAGAAUCGAAAUCCUAACACGGUAUUAUUAAAUGAUUCAAAUGGAGGUCCGAUCGAAUACGAUAUUCUUAUGGUAUUGCCAUUCGACUCCAAUCGAAAGUGCAUGUCGAUUGUUGUACGAAAGAUUGGUGGACAUGAAGUUGUUCUGUAUACGAAAGGAGCUGAUAGUACAAUAAUGCCAGCACUUGCACCAAUUACCAUGGAAACAGAAGAAUUUAAAUUGAGAGAAUUAACUGAAAAUCAACUCGAACUUUACGCACGUCAAGGUUUGCGUGUUCUGUUGAUAGCUAAGAGAAUUUUAAAUCCAGUUGAGUUCUCGGAAUGGUAUUCACAACAUCAGGAAUGUGAAAUGUCAAGUGAUCGACGCGAACAGAGAAUAAGAGAAUCAUUUGGAUUGUUGGAAAGGAAUCUGACACUUCUUGGUGCGACUGGUAUUGAAGAUCGUUUGCAAGAAAAUGUUCCGGAAACUAUUGCUUCACUUUUAUCAGCUGGAGUUGUUGUUUGGGUAUUGACAGGUGAUAAGACAGAAACAGCAAUUAACGUUGCUUUCUCAGCAAAACUUUUCAACUCACAAAUGGAGAUCUUAAAGAUUACAGCACGAUCACGUGAUGCUGCUGAAAAUUGUAUAAAAUUUUACCUCGGUGAAAUUGAGAAGCAAUUAGUUGAGUUAGGUGAAGUGAAUCUUAGAAAUCGUGCUUUAGUGAUUGAUGGAAAAACUUUAACAUUUAUUCUUGACCUUAAAUCGAAUCUAACUGCUCCAUUUCUUGAACUGACGAGAUAUUGUUCAAGCGUUUUAUGCUGUCGAUCGACACCACUUCAAAAAGCCUUUCUCGUGAAAGUUGUAAAGGAAGAAUUAAAAAUGUCAACACUUGCAAUUGGUGAUGGUGCAAAUGAUGUCAGUAUGAUUCAAAUGGCUGACGUUGGCGUUGGUAUAUGUGGACAAGAAGGAAUGCAAGCUGUGAUGGCGUCAGAUUUUGCUAUAGCAAAAUUCAAAAUUCUUGAGAAACUUCUUUUGAUUCACGGUCAUCUUAAUUAUGAUCGCUUAGCGAAACUAAUUAUUUAUUUCUUCUACAAAAAUGCUACUUUUGUGUUUGUUCUGUUUUGGUUUCAACUUUAUUGUGGCUUUAGUGGAUCGGUGAUGAUGGAACAAAUGUAUGUGAUGAUUUACAACUUCAUGUUCACAGCUGCACCGCCACUUGCAAUUGGAGCUUACGAGAAACGUCUUCAUGAGAAUUUACUGUCAAAGUCGCCAAGACUUUAUCGUUAUGGGCGACUUGGAAAAGGUUAUCGUAAUCAGUUCUGGUGGGUGAUGUUGGAUUCACUUUGGCAAAGUCUCGUGAUAUUCUUUAUCGCUGUGAAGGCUUAUGAUGGAUUAGAUAUCGGAAUUUGGCAAUUUGGAGCAACAAUUGUGUCAUCAUGUCUUGUCACAAUGUUGUGUCAUUUCGCAUUGGAAGUGAGAACUUGGACAAUAAUUCACGUCGGUGCCAUCGCUGUAAGCUUGGGAACAUUUUAUAUUUUCGCUUUUAUCUACAAUACAAUUUGCACAUCAUGCUUGGGACUUCCGAAUACGGCAAAGACAAUACACGACGCCAUGUCAUGUCUGAUCUACUAUCUCAUCAUUUUCUUAACACCUGUGCUUGCACUUUUGCCUCGUUGCUUUAUAAGAACACUAAAGAAUACUUUAAGACCGAGUGAUGACAUAGUAGUUCAGAUGGAUAUGCGUCGUGAGAAUAAAAGAGGUGAGAAUCUUCUUACAUCAUGGUCCAGUCGAUCGACAUCGAGAUCGUCGAUAUUCAGAAUCAAUCACGAUAAGAACAAAAUUGUAAGCACAAUCAGUUGAGAGCUUAAAUCGAUUUUUUGUCAACGAGAAUGGUAAUGAAAUCAAGGGAAAUUGUUGAUUAUUGCUUAAGAUUGGGGAAAAAUGAAGAAAGGAAAAAAUCUCUCAGGGUGUGGAGCAAAAGAAAGAAGAAAUAAUUAAAAAUUUACGAGACUUACGUUGGAGCCUGAAAAAGUCUUGAGAAUAAAGAUCACUGUUAAAGUAUUUGCCAUAAAAAUUAUUUAUGAUGAAAAGAAAGGAAUCAAAGUCGCACAUCAAAAUGACGACAUUGAUUUUAAAUUAACCAGACUGCUUUUAUAGGUUUCGUCCUCUCCAGCUUUUAGUUUUAAAAAUGCUUAAUACAAAGAGAAUUAGAAUAUUUACAAUGUAAAGUAAAACAAAAAAUUAUCAAGGAACUUUAAGACAGAAACUCUUUGCUUUAUGAAUGAAUAAUUAAAUGAUUAUCUUAAACGCAUCCCUUACAUCAUUUAGUGGCCUUAAAAUAUGUCAAAUCAUAGCCAGAAAUGAUAAAGUAAAAGAAAAUAAACUUCAAUCAAUUGUAAGUGUAUUAAUGAAAGAUGUUAAUUAACUUUUAAGAAUUAGAUUUUUCUGUAAUUGACUGUGAUAAAAAGAAAAAUAUAAUUCGGUGAAACAUGAAAAGUUGACGAUGGAUAAAUAAAUUAUGAAAGAAAGAAUGAAAUCUCGCAGUUUAUAAAAUAUCUAAAAGUUUUCUUCUUUUAAUUUUAUUAAAAUUUUAUUUCUGUUAACUUGUCGAUGACGUAACGUAAACAUAACGUUAACUGAAAACGUAUGAUAUGCUACGUUAUCUUUGAAAUUUUCAAUUAUGAGAAUGUUUUGUACUUGAAUUAACUUGUUGAGAGGGAAAGUUGGGAAAUUAAGUUUGAUAUAUUUAAUCAGAUAUCUAACUUGAUACAACAACAUCAACAUCUGAUUCCCUCUUUUGUUAAUUAUUCUACAUGAAUUACAAAUGUUCCACAUAAUCCGUUUGAUGAACAUUCACAACUAAAGCUGUGACAAAGUUUUCUCCCAGCAUUAAUUUUCUUUCAAAGUUUCUUGCCAAAAAUUAUGCUGUCAAACUGUUACAACAUAAAAUGAUAAAAAGAAAUUUGAGGAAUUCGAAUAAUUUUUUUAAUGAGAUGUCAUGAAAGAUUUAGUCAUAUUUCAGCAGAUUUUUAAUUAACAACUAACUAUCUAAUUAUUUUUAAGUAUUUUCUCUAUUUUAAAUAGUCAAGCCUUUGUAAUAUUUUAGUGAUUAUAGUUGAUUUGAAGCUGCUUAAGAAGUCAAAUAAAUUAUACUAGAAAAUUGUUUUCAUGAAAAA
Messenger RNA from Clunio marinus, 4736 nucleotides. The record is from the annotation of a GenBank genome assembly. Lineage: Eukaryota; Metazoa; Arthropoda; Insecta; Diptera; Chironomidae.